UGUAUCACAAUGAAGGCAAACGAAAGUAGGGUCCACAUAUUGCAGCUCAAUGACUAUUGUCUGGAAAAUAUUUUGAAAUACUUGGAAAUGGAAGAUCAUCUAAGUUUCGCAGAGACAUGUCAUUAUUUUCGUGAUGUCUUCAAUCGUUGGGCAAGUAGUUUCUACUAUAUACAUAUUGUGCUUAUGGCCGAGAUAUCUAAGCAUGACUUCAAACUGCUGUCGCUGGUUUAUAAAAAUGUAAAAACAUUAUGUGUUGAUGUCGAUGACCUGAUGCAUUCUUUGAAUAAACACUAUGGCAAUGAACGAAAAUAUUAUUUUAGGCAAUUCUGUAAACUAAUAAUUGGCAUGCAGCAACUGCAGAGUUUAAAGUUAUGGGAAUUCAAUUGUAAAAAACGACAGUACGCUCAGAAUAUAAUAAAAAUGGCAGGAAGUUUACAUCAACUACAACAAUUAGAAAUUUUCGCACACACUUAUUUUGCAGAAUGUGGAAAUAUAAGCAGAGUACUAAGACCUUUCAAGCAGUUGGAAAUACUCACCUUGGACGUAAACUUGAGUUCUAAAGAAUUGCGGAGAUCGUGUCAUUCGAUGCCGCAUCUACGUCAACUCAGUUUAACAUCACGCGUGGAUAGUUCCACUUUAAAGGAUGUUAUUAAGGAUAGUCCCCAAUUGGAGGAACUCAGCUUCUACCUUAAGCCCAAAGCAAAGACGCUCUAUUGUUUCCAAAAGCCAAAAGCUUGUUCUUCCGAAAUACUUCAGAGCUUAGCUUAUAGCCAUGUGAGCUUAGUAUCGCUGGAUAUUAGACACAUAAUAUCGGAUCUGAAUGAGGCUAAACUGUUGGCAACAAUUAGUUCGCUAAAGAUUCUCACCUGUCGCUUUUCGAAUGCCGAUUGUGUGCACUGGUUGAGACAACUCAGUUUGUUGGAAGAACUACGCAUUUCAUUGCUGGAAACUAUCGUUGAUAUGACAGAGAUAUACUUGGAUCUGAUCGGAACGUGCACACGUCUGAGAUUCUUGCGAAUAUUCGAUUUACAUAUAUGCGAAAAUUUUGCCAUUCAAGUGUCAAAAGUGCUAGAAGAAUGCGUGCACAGGCGUCCCUUGGAACUCAUUAUUUACGGAGAUCGUGACUCAACCAUUAUGAGAACAUCAAAAGACAUAGAUAGUUCGCAUUUGAUAUAUAGCCGCAUGAAUGCACGAGAGCUAAUAAAGUGUUUUAACACACACUUGUAAAGAUAGUACGCAAAGAAUGGCUUUCAGACCCAAAGAAAUGUUCGCCUCGUCGUUGACCUCAUUCCGAACAUCAAAAAAACACCUUAAGGCAGAGCAAAAAAAUCUUCAAAGCUGGCAUCAUAAAAACCAAAACAGAUUUCGCAAAUGGCAACAACAUUUUCAAUUAUGCUAAACUUCGAACUGUUAAUUAAAGCUGUCAGAAACAAUUUGGUAAAAUGUUCACUGAAGAGCCCAAAAAACAAUUUAUAAUUAGAAAAUUGCGUAGGAAAAAAACAAAAGCAUUAACAAAUGCAAAUUGUUUACCUGUUAAAUGAGCAAUGUAUGUGUCAAAACUAUUUAGAGAUGCGACACUUUAAUACCCUAUGUGAUAAAACUAAAAGUUACAAGCAUUUUCAUA
This is a messenger RNA of Drosophila albomicans, 1624 nucleotides long. RefSeq lists its product as uncharacterized. The record is from RefSeq and is a predicted model, not a curated record. Lineage: Eukaryota; Metazoa; Arthropoda; Insecta; Diptera; Drosophilidae. The transcript is spliced from 2 exons. The coding region runs from base 10 to 1227 and encodes 405 amino acids. Gene Ontology annotation, molecular function: protein binding.